AUGGGUGGACCAACUGGCAACAGACCUGCAAGCCCGUGGGGCCACCUUAGUGCCACGUUGACGCUUCGUCCACAAAGGCGUUUGGCCAGAACAGAAACAUGCAGAGGUCUUCUGGAGUCUGGAGUGGUGCAAGCCAACCACAUUCCCAAGUACUGUUGCCGCUGCGUCUGGCCGAAGUUUUGGUGCGGCUAUGUCCAGACACGGCAAAAAGGUGCCCACAAAAAGCAAGCUCGGGUCAAAACGGUGCGACUGUUAGACGUCGACUUCCAGCACCCAGAGCUUUGGAUGUGCAACCGCUUCUUUGGGAUACCUUUGAACUGGCUUCGGAAAUGGCGGUACCGGCUUUAUUUGCAACAGUCUUCUUUCCAAUCUGAGGCUUUGUUCUUCAAGCUAGUGGUGGGCAGCGCUAACUUUGCUCUUCGCGGGUCCUUGCUCUCAGACGCCUGGGUCCGAGAACUCUUGUGGCGAAGAAGCACUGAGUUGGACGAAGAGCAGCGGCAGCGGCUAGCCCGAGACAUCCUUGUACUUCCUGUGGAGCUUCUCAUUCGAAAGUGCUGGUCCCGGUAUGCGCCGCUGAUGCUCCGUCGCAGAGACAGCCAGUGGCUUGUGGUUCCUUGCGACCAAGUCAGCAAGUUUUUGAUCCGAGGUUGCUCGGCAAGACCUGUUGGCUCAGACACCCUCUGUCAACAACACGCGGCUGCCCGAGAUGCCAGCUUACCACCACAAUACGCUGAGAUUGCAGCACAUCGGCUCCUGCGUGCCCUCCAUUCACCAGAUGACGUGCAGUUCUUGGAGGUCAAGAUGCAAGGCUACAGGGGUUGGCAGCCCUUUUGCACUGUGCCCCAGGAGCAACUCACGCAGUAUUUUGGACGCAAGGCUCACGAACGCAUCACGCUGCAUCGUCUUCGGGCGCAGACGCACAGGGGACAAAGGGUCAUCUCUGCUCAGCCGCAAAGAACGAGAAGCUUCUUGUCGUGGAGCUCGGUCAGGCCCCGGCAAUCUUCCGAGUGUGCAACCCACAAAGAGGCUGAUGCAGAUGUUGCUGCUGCAGCGAGAACGGCUGGCUUCCUCUUUGCCAUCUCAAGCAGUGGAUUGGUGGUGCAUGUGGAGGAGCUCAUCGGCGCCGAGAGCUUGUCUCAACGCUACGCGUUUCUCCUCCAUCUGCUUCAAAAUUAUCAAGACUUGAAGACGGUAGUCCAUGAUGAUUCUUGCUAUUUACAUUUCAUGGCGCAGUCGCAGAAACAGGGAUCCGUUCUCGCAAAGAAGGCCUCUCACCUCAACUUCAUCGUGGAUUCCUUCCAUGCAUCUGGCCACGUUGGCGCAUGGUGUCGCGCGAAUCUCAUGCCGACCCUUCCAGGCAACAAAAUCAUACUCGAUGGUUUCCCCACGUCCAUCGCCGAGGUGGUCAAUGCAUCCUUUUCCCCGCUCAAGCACACUAUCCAUCACAUGGCUCCUUGGAUGGCGAAGCUCAUGGUUGCAGAGCUCGUAGACAUUCACAACUUGAAGGUGCUGCUGGCUCUCAAGGACCGCCGCAAGCAAGAGGAAGGCAGAGAGCGACGCAAGCGCAAACGUGAUUCGUUGACAUUCACAACUCUCUCAAGGCGACCGCCGCAAGCAAGAGGAAGGCAGCGAGCGAUGCAAGCGCAAACGGGAUCUGAGGUGAAACAGCACCGUUGGACCAUGUGCGGCGCCUGCGACGGCUUCAGCCUUCAAGAGGAUCAAGCUGGAAUGUCUAAUGACUUGCUGCAAGGCAAGGAGUUGGCUUAUUUCAGUGUUGCAUAUGCUUGUGCUAAUGUGAGCAGCGACGGCACGACCUCCUACUGCAUCGGUUUGGCCCUCAAGAUGCAGUUGCGGGUCUCAUGGAUCGCGCUCAAUCAGCUGUCGAUGAUGGGUGGAAUCCACAAGAGUUUCUUCACCACUCUCAUUCAAAUCUUAGGUGCGCUUCCAGCUCUUUGCAACGGCGCAACCAUACAGCUCUGGCCAGGGCGCCCUACGCCUCUGAUGGUGGUUGUGCUGCAAGUUGCGGCGGCCCAAAAAGGCAAGAGCCGGUUGACUGCAUUGGUGGAGGAGGCUUUCGAUACGUGCGAUGAUUACUUGUUGGAAAGGGCCAAGGAGAUGGCAGCAGAAAAGUUCCAAGAUCAGCCACGACAACAGCCCACCGUCAAAAGUUUGUCCCUUCAGAGUUUCACCUUCACAGAAUUUUUUCACCGGUGCAGCAGUGAUUGGGCGCAAGUUGAUUGGGGUGCAGGAGAUGACCGUUCAGGGCUGCCUCACCGUAUAUGGCUGAGUUCUGGCUUCUGUUUGGAUGAAGCGUACGAGUUUCUCGAGGGCUUGGGGCCAUUGCUCUUGAACGCCAGCAGCAAGGAAGUCAUGUGGCUGCAUGCAAGGUUGCCUUCCGACUUUGCCUCUGGGGAUGACGCGUGGACGUGGCUGCCGCUCACCCCACAGCAGGCGUUGAUCUUUGGUUGGGGCUCCUACCUGGGUCAGCCGGAGGCUUUUUUGGCAGCAGACGAACCAGACAGCCCUCGGGCUGGCUACGUUGGCAGCACGGACGGCUACCCUGUGCAGCUCCCUGACGGGGUGCUCAGCCGUGUGCGCUUCCCAGUUUCCGACGGCAGCGUCAUCCGCACAGAGUGGCGCAUCUCUGCUCGGUGGCGCCAGAAAAAUCCCUUGCCACAGUUCCACGCCGCAUUGCUGCGUGCGAUUGAUUUCUUUUGGAAACAUCCGCGGAUGACUUUGCCGUUGACUCACGCCGCGCAAGCCCUCCUGCUAGGUGCGACCACCAAAUUCCCACUUCGUGAUAUUUCACCGAAGGUGAUGAUACUUUAUCGUUAA
Messenger RNA from Cladocopium goreaui, 2835 nucleotides. The record is from the annotation of a GenBank genome assembly. Lineage: Eukaryota; Dinophyceae; Suessiales; Symbiodiniaceae.